Oryzias latipes (Japanese medaka) is the source of this 4136-nucleotide messenger RNA. Its product is annotated as zinc finger MIZ domain-containing protein 2. Lineage: Eukaryota; Metazoa; Chordata; Actinopteri; Beloniformes; Adrianichthyidae. Gene Ontology annotation, cellular component: chromatin. The record is from RefSeq and is a predicted model, not a curated record. Gene Ontology annotation, molecular function: zinc ion binding; SUMO ligase activity. Gene Ontology annotation, biological process: regulation of transcription by RNA polymerase II; protein sumoylation.
AGCCGUUACAGACACUGGAUGAAACGCGGCGGGCGUUGCUCUGCGUUUAACCCUUAAGGUUCCGGACGUGAACCCUCCCGCAGCUGCGCCGUGCGUGUCUCCUGUCGAGGCCGGCCAACAGACGCGGAGACCGGCAGCAGCGGCAAGCCUGACCCGACCUCGCUCCAUCUGGAUCCCCGCUGAGUUACAGGACUUUUUCCCCGGCUUUGUCAGGAUUUUGGGAAUUUUAUGGCGCCCACCAUGGGAGGGUCUGAGUGACCGCAUCGGCUCCGCCUGGGUUCGGCUCUUGAUGACUCGGAGGCCCCGAGGAGCCUUGCCCGCGGAGCCCCAAUACAGGUCUCGGACACCGGAGAGGAGUGGAGGAGGAGUCCGUCUGUCGGCUUUUGUGAUUGGACUCUGGUUCUGUCCACCAUGAACCCUCUGAACCACAUGAAGGCCGGACUGACCAACAACCCGCAUAGUGACGGGUCCUACCCCUACGACCCCUCCGGCUGGCAGCAGCCCUCCAAUCAGCCCACAGGGUCUCUCUCCGUGGUCACCACUGUGUGGGGGGUCACCAACCCCUCGGCCAGCCAGGGCCUUGGAGGAAGCGUGAUGGGGCCGGGGGGCAACCCAGGCGGAGGGCCCAUGAUGCAGGGCCCUGGAGGGCCGGGCAUGACCGGUGGACACGGAGGAUACAUGGGGCAGCCAGGAUACGCCGAACCCAACAAGGGCUACGUGAACCCGGGCAUGUACAACCGGCAAGGGGGGGGCUACGCUGGAGGACCGGGCGGUUACCCCGGAAGUUACCCCCCCAAUCACUCAGGCUCCAGAGGCUCCGCUGACUUCACGCAGGCAGCAGCCGCGGCCGCCGUCGCUGCCGCCACGGCCACCGCCACUGCCACGGCGACGGUCGCAGCCAUCCAGGAGAAGCAGAACUAUGGACAGAUGGGGGCCCCAGCCUACAACAACCAGUUCAUGGGCCAUGCGGGGCCUCGAGGGGCUCCUGGGAUGGUCCCUGGUGCUGCCCCGACCAGGGGUCCUUCUUCAAUGGGCCCCAUGUAUGGCCCUGCGGGGAUGUCGCAGAGGGGUCCUCAGCACCCAAACUACGGUCCAGGACCCCAGCAGGGACACCCGAGGCCCCAACAGGUUCUCAAAAGGUCCUACAACCCAGAGUCCUUCCCAGGAGUGGCCCCCCAAUACGGCGUCCCAGUCGGCUCCGGAGUGAACUUAAUGUCCGGCGGAUCCAUGCCAGGUUCAAGUGGAGCCAGUCCAGCUGGUCCUGGUCCAUACUCCGGUUCCAACAUGCAGUACCAUCCAGGUCCCGGUGGUCCAGGCCCCGCCCCCCAGCGUUCUGGACCUUCCCCUUCAUAUCAGAGUCAUAAGAUGCAGCUUCCACAGUACCCAGGCUCUGGACCCCCCAGUUCACAGUACUACAAGCAGGACCAGUUUAAUGGUCAGGGUGGAGGUUUAAACGCUCUGCCUGCAGGGGGCGCUGCAGGGGUCUACAGCUCCUUUAACCAGCAGUCAGGGCCGGGUCGAGGGUUAACCGGUUACCCGUCCUCCCCCAUCUCUGGAAACCCCACCCCUCCCAUCACUCCCAGCAGCUCUAUGGCCCCGCCCUACAUGUCGCCCGGCAACAGUGACGUCAAACCGAUGGGCUCUUCUUUUCUACCUGACAUCAAACCCAACGUGGCCACCCUGGCCCCUCCCCCACCCGCAGGAAGUCUGCAGUCUGGUAACCCGAGCGACGACCUGCGGCUGACCUUCCCCGUCCGAGACGGCGUGGUCCUCGAGCCCUUCAGGCUGGAGCACAACCUGGCCGUCAGCAACCACGUCUUCCAGCUGCGCGAGUCCGUCUACAAAACGCUGAUCAUACGACCCGACCUGGAGCUGCAGUUCAAGUGUUACCACCACGAGGACCGGCAGAUGAACACUAACUGGCCCGCAUCGGUGCAGGUGAGCGUCAACGCCACUCCCCUGACCAUUGAGCGUGGCGACAACAAGACUUCCCACAAGCCUUUGUACUUGAAGCGCGUGUGUCAGCCGGGCAGGAACACCAUCCAGAUCACAGUGACGGCCUGCUGCUGCUCCCACCUGUUCGUGCUCCAGCUGGUUCAUCGGCCGACGGUGCGCUCGGUGCUGCAGGGACUGAUGAAGAAGAGGCUGCUGCCAGCGGAGCACUGCGUGACCAAGAUAAAAAGGAACUUCAGCAGCGGUUCAAUUGCCGGGACCCCAGGGUUAAAUGGAGAGGACGGCGUGGAGCAGACCGCCAUCAGAGUCUCGUUAAAAUGUCCGAUCACUUUCCGCCGCAUCCAGCUGCCCGCCAGAGGCCCGGACUGCAGACACGUGCAGUGCUUCGACCUGGAGUCGUACCUGCAGCUCAACUGCGAGAGAGGAACAUGGAGAUGCCCCGUGUGCAAUAAAACGGCUCUGCUGGAGGGACUGGAGGUGGACCAGUACAUGCUGGGGAUCCUCAUCUACGUUCAAAACUCAGACUACGAGGAGAUCACCAUCGACCCGGUGUGCAGCUGGAAGCCGGUUCCGGUCAAGCCGGACCUGCAUGUGAAGGAAGAGCCGGACGGCCCCGUUCUGAAGCGCUGCAGGACGCUCAGUCCCAGUCACAUGGUCCUGCCCAGCGUCAUGGAAAUGAUCGCGUCUCUAGGCCCCGGCCCGCCGUCCUCCUCCACGUCCACGGCGCCGCCCCCCUCCUCCCCGAUGGCCUACUCCUCGUUACCAGCAGGGGGCGGCAACUGCAGCAACACGCCUGAUUACGCCGGUCCGGUUCCGUCCUUUCCUUUCUCGGACUUCGGCGGUCAAACUCCUGGCCUCGGUGGGGACUUCUCCUCCUCCGGCCCUCCUCAUCUUUCUUACCAGCCUGAGCUCUCCAGCAGCCUCCUCCCCCCGGACAAGCCCCCGCCUCACUCACUCACCCCGCAGCAGCAGUCGCAGUCUCUCCAUGGCUCCAGCAGCCAGAUGAUGCAACGCGGCAUCCAGAACCCUCGUGCCCAAGGAGACGGUUCCUUCGGGCUGGGGGGCUCAGCAGAUGUUCCUGAACCUUCUCUAGACCUUCUGCCAGAACUCACCAACCCAGACGAGCUGCUGUCGUACCUCGGGCCUCCGGACCUGCCGAGCCACGACAACAACGACCUGCUGUUGCUGUUCGAGGACAACUGAGCCCACCGCGUGACGGGCUCGGACCCAGACGCCGCCAUCCCAAACGGACUUUUCCUGCCAUGCAGCCGCCAGGAAGGAGGAGGAGAACGAUGAAAUAUUAAUGUGACCAUGAACUCCAUAGUGACUCUAUUUCUGUGUUUUUUAUUCUGUGUUUUGAUCUUCAUCUUCAUUCCUGAGCGACUUCAUCGGGGGUCUGAGUGGAGUCGAGGGGUUUACUGUAGAAGCAGUGUGUGGUUCUUCAGAACCGGAGCGCCGCUGCUCCAAACGGUUUGGCCAUCACGUGGGAGGAGCUGCUUCCUGGAUUCAGCCGCGUUUUCCCGCCAGAACUGCAGACGAGCACAAGUGUUGCAUCCGACCCGGUUACCGUGACGACCAGCACAAAAAGAUGGUUGGAAAGGGCCGAUGCAGAGAAGCAGAGACAGGAAAUGAAGCCGGUGUUUCUGGUGACUUUUUAAUGGACUUUUAUGAACGAGUUUGUCCCAAAUCCACAUCCGAUUGUUGCGUAAUCGGCGCGUGACACACAUCCGUCUUUAGAACAUGGUUUCCAAGGUGGAUCGGUUCCACUGCUAUGAUCCGUUUUUAAUGGCUUUUUGAACAGGUGUCUUUUAACUCUGGAUGAGACCGAUUCUGCUGCAGUUCUGCACUUUCGUGGGUCGAGCGGCGUUCCAUCGCCGUCUCAGUGGCCUUCCUGCCACUCGCUGAACCUCUGGAGUUCUGGCUGGGUGUCGCUGUUCACCCAUCAGAACCACGUCUGCAGGACACCCGGCUCGGUGGACAUUCUGUCCGCAUUCAGACUGGAAGUGAGACGGGUGCUACGAUCAGCCUCACGCCUUCGUCCUCCUCAUCGUCGUGCUUCUGUACGUUGUGACGUCCAGACUGUCGUGGUGCGUUCAGGUGUUCAUCAUGACUGUGUGAUUCAGUAAUAACAUGAAUAAGAAGAGUAAUAACUUUGUAAUUUAAUAAACACACACUGGAAAGAC